AUGAUUUUUCCUCUACGAGACCUGCGAUUCUGACAUUGAUAACCGUCAAUGAAGCACCGGUAGUAUUUGUGGUAGCUCUAGAGAUCUUGAGGUAGUCUCUAGCAGCAGAAGAUGUCUCAAACAAAGGACGCAGUGGAGCUCUAUUCUCUACUUGUCGAUGAGACCUACGGCGAAUUAACCUCUCGGAUUUUUACAAUCCUUUUACGAAGAGGACGGCUCCCAAUACACAGUCUUGGCCAGCACACUCGUCUCACCAGGCGCCAGCUACGGCAUGGUCUGGUAGUUCUCAUCCAACAAAACCUCGUCUACUACUUCGAAGAAGGCGAAACCACGUAUUACGAGGCAAAUCAGGACUCUGCAUACGGACUGGUUAGGUCUGGAAAGAUCUUGGAGGUUUUGGAAAGCAGAUAUGGCGCUUUGGCACGAGACCUAGUGCUGAAUCUGUUCCUGCUAGGCCAUACCAGAGUUUGCGACCUUGCCGACGCAUAUCGGUCCAGUACGGAGUCACGUAUCAACGGUAAUAGUAACGAAGUUGUUGCGGCGAGUUCCACAGGACGGGAGGAUGAUACACAUGUUUUCUCUGCCGGGAAAGUGGAUUCCAUGUUGUAUGAUUUACUCGAGGCUGGUUUCGUUGAGCCUGUUGUCGAGGCGAUGUUUCGAAGCCCGGACGAUACAUACAACGAUGUAGAGAAGACCAUCCUCAGAGAUGAAUUCACAGGUGGCCCCAAGGGCACAAAGCAGAAAGAACAGAUGAAGAACAGGAUCCGUGAUAAACUGGAAUCCCUCAGAUCCGAAGGGCGGGAUUGGAAGCGGCAGGGCACAAAGAGAGCCUGGAAUGGUGUUACCGGCACCAAUGGGGAUGCUAAGCGGAGGAAACUCGCAAAUGGUGACCUUGCCGUCAACGGCAACCAUGACCACGAGGAUGAGGUUCUUAGACUUGAACGGGAUCUGGUUGUACGCGUCAACUACGAGAAAUGCACAGUCGCUCUUCGUAAUCUACGACUCGCUGAGUUUGCAAAUCAUAGAAUCGGCGAGACCACUUCAUACGUUUAUGCGGAACUGCUCAGACUCAUGGAGGAAAGCAUACCACGAUGCCGGCGAGAUCAUAGUGUCGACGAUGCCGAAGACCUUCCAGAUGGACCUACUGUUACCACCAUGGAGCUUGCUGCUGCAAUCAGCAAAUCUAUCAACGUCGGAACAGGUAUCGGGAAAGCACCAGGUGACAAGAUUGACACCAAGAAGCUAUUGAAAACGAAUAGGUCCGGCAAGGGAAGAUCAGAUGGCGAUACUGAAGCACAGGUUGAAGGUGAAGCUAGCACAGAUGAAGAUGAAUCCGAGGAAGAGGAUCACGAGAUGAAUGGGAAUGGAAAUAUACCAGAGGUGGACGAGGACUUUGAGAGCCGUGGCGAAGGUGGCGUUGCAACGAAGGCUCCCAAGCGCGCAAAGGUUACAUUCCAAGACAUGCCCCCUAAGCCACCGGAGCCUGAGGAUCGCGGAAAUCGGAUCACUCAGAUCAAGAACCACCUGAUGUUAUUGGCAGCAGAUGAAUGUCAUUUUUUGCGUCGUUGUGGAACCCGUGGCCAGGGGGAAUGGACGGUCGACUUUGAACGUCUGGUUUACUUUUUACAACAGUCAGAGCUCGACUCAAUUCUUUUGGAAAACUUCGGCACGGCUGGGCACCGUCUCGCUCGGAUGAUGCGCAAGAUGGGAAAGAUAGACGAAAAGCAACUUUCGCCUCUGGCUCUGAUGAAGCAGAAAGACAUUCGAACGAAGCUGGCUGAGAUGCAAAUGGCAGGCAUGGUUGACAUACAGGAAGUCCCAAAAGAUGCAACUCGCACCAAUGCCCGCACUAUCUUUCUCUGGUACUUCGACUCUGCUAGGGUUUCCGCGAUCAUCCUCCAGAACGUCUACAAAACAAUGUCGAGAUGUCUUCAACGUCUUGAGAUUGAGAGGCGCCGAGCUAGUGGCAUUCUCUCAUUGACGGAACGAUCAGAUGUGAAGGAUAAUCAGGACGAGGCGCUCACCGGAGAGCAGCUGAACAUGCUGCGUGAGAUUCGAGGGAAGGAAGAGAAGUUGUUGGGGCAAAUAGUUCGACUUGACGAGCUAGUGGGUACUUUCCACGAUUACUAGUUUGGAAAUCGUGUUCGAGGAUUGGUUACGAUAUCGUGGGUUAAAACAUUUGCAUGGAUAGGCGUUUGACUCUGCUGCAUCUUUGGGCAAGGCGUUAAUCACGCAGCGGUGGGACUUUCCAGCUGGAUUGAGGACUUGUGAUACCAUAGAUUUUGCACAGUUGCUUCUAGAGCAAUGAGAUAUGGAGACAAAACUUGGACCGUGUAUCUUGUCUUUUGUACCUCUGGCGUCUCUAUAUGGCGAAACUCAAUCUGAUGUUGGUCGGGGAAUCUGCUGUUAGACUCUGGGUAGGGCCCUCCGUCUGGUAAUGAUACAUAUCGUUCUGAGUCUAUCGAGGUAUUGGAGGC
Amorphotheca resinae ATCC 22711 is the source of this 2477-nucleotide messenger RNA. RefSeq lists its product as hypothetical. NCBI's taxonomy places the organism in Eukaryota, Fungi, Ascomycota, Leotiomycetes, Helotiales, Amorphothecaceae. Gene Ontology annotation, biological process: regulation of DNA-templated transcription; DNA-templated transcription. The transcript is spliced from 4 exons. The record is from RefSeq and is a predicted model, not a curated record. Bases 112 to 2130 code for a protein of 672 amino acids. Gene Ontology annotation, cellular component: RNA polymerase III complex. Gene Ontology annotation, molecular function: DNA-binding transcription factor activity; single-stranded DNA binding.